GCUCCGAGCGUCGGUUGUUGAUUGCGCGGGGUAUUUUAUUGUGUUACGAAAAACCUAAAUCCAAACCUGUGUUGUGGAUUAUGUGCAUGUGAGAUUGUGAUUCCAGCUUGUGAUGUUUUGUGUUAGUGUCUUAUAGUGGAUUUCUCUUAAAAGUGUGGGACGGCUCGCGUCUGCCGCCGGACGCCUCCUCUGGUCUCAGGAUAUCAUUAAAGAUGCAACAAAACAAUGCGGCGAUUUGACAAAACAAAUGAAUAAAACAGACACCAAUCCAAUCAUGAUUGGGGAAUCACCUAACAAAUUCACCAACAGUAACCUUCUGGACCCUUCUAGAAGUCAGAGAAGUCUGCUAAAGAACCUACUAGAAGACAGAGGAUAUGUAGAUCAUAGGAAACGUGUGUGUGAUAGUAAUAAAUUAGACAAUACUAGUGAAUAUAGUGUGAUUAGAAGAAUUGUUUGCCGGUGCUGGAGGUUUAAGACGUUGUUAUUGUUAUUGUUAGUGACGAUAUUCGUUGAUACGAGGCUGCGUGUGGAGGCGAGAAGUGCAGAACCACGCUACGAAACUGCAUAUGCAUGCGAGGGGAAGACGUUAAAAAUAGGGUGUGGCGAGGGUUCCGUGAUCCACCUCAUACGAGCAAAUUAUGGACGCUUCUCGAUAACCAUCUGCAAUGACCAUGGCAACACUGAUUGGAGUGUCAACUGCAUGUCAACGAGGAGUUUACGGGUCUUACAUAGCAGAUGUAGUAUGCAUCAAAACUGUAGCAUACUGGCCAGCACUAACAUGUUCGGUGAUCCUUGUCCAAACACAUUGAAGUACUUAGAGGCUCACUAUCAAUGCGUGCCAGCAUCAACAACGAGUACCACCAGCCGCCCAUCACCACCUUGGCUAAUCACGUCACAGCCAACAGUAUGGAGGUCUACCGCACCACCGAUCCUCAAGAACCCAGUGCAAACCCAACAAGAGAAGAAGAAACCCACUGUGAUCACACCACCGACUUUCAGACCUCACAUUACACUACCGCCUGAAAUACAAUUAGGAAAUGUUGGGACAAAGAAAACAACACCAAGGCAGCAAGACUCGUCAUCAGAGAAAGAACUACCUCAGGUUCCAUUAGAGAAUGUCCCAGUUAUAAAGGAAGAGGUGUCAAAACCCCAAGAGACUCCCAAGAUUGAAAAGCCGAAGGAUAGGGAAGAAGAACACGUGGCAGUGACAGAUGACAUUCCACAAUGGGUGCCAAAAGAUGAAGAUGCUGAGGCGACUCCAUCAUUACACAGUCCACCGAAAGAAAAUCGACCAAAUGAAGAUGAUUACGAUAAAGUAUUCUCUACAAGUGCGACACCAGCUCUAGGCCGAAGGUCGUAUUGUCCGCAAGUUACAGCACGCGGUUUGCAUUGGAACUGGACUCUGGCUGGGACUUAUGCUGUUCAACCAUGUCCAGGUGGCGCCACUGGGUUGGCUAGAUGGAAGUGCACAUUAACAGCCCACCAACAUGUAGAAGAAGACCGUCCAAGACGAAGGAGUUCUGGGUUACAGUCUGGGGAGAAUUACCACGACUUAGGUCUGGACCAACCCAGUGAGAGGCAGCUGCAAUUGAUCAGGAGACUUGGUUCUGAAGCUUUGCUUAAAGGGCGUGGUGGUGAUACCCCGGAGCAUCUGAUAGAUUACCGCGGCAGCGUGGCAUUACCUGAUGCACAGGCUUCCAAAGACAAUCCGUCGAAUGGAGACUAUGUAUACUCAGAUACCAUACCAGAAUGGCAUGGUGCAACACCAGACUUAAGUGAGUGUCGGUCGGUGUGGCUUAAUAGCUUAGAAGCAAGAGUUCGGGAAGGAGAAUCUCUCCUUAGCAUCAGCAAUGAUCUCGCGCAGGUGACUUCCUCAAAAACCCUGUAUGGCGGUGACAUGAUGACCACCACAAGUAUCAUGAAGAAGUUAGCUCAACGAAUGUCCCAGAACGUGCAGACAUUUUCCGAUGCGAGGCAGAAAGAAGCAUUGGUCACUGAUAUGUUGCUGGGUGUUAUUAAAACAGGUUCGAAUCUUCUAGAAGAAAGCCAACGGGCGUCAUGGUCAGACCUCAGCAUGGAUGCACAGAAUAGAGUUGCUAGUGCAUUGCUCACUCAACUCGAAGAAAACGCCUUUUUGUUAGCCGAUGCUGUUACUAAGGAGAAAACUAUAUUACAGAUUGUUAAGAAUAUAUGUCUCUCAGUUCGAGUGCUGGAAGUGAAGAAUGUUGAAGACGAGACAUUCCCAUCAACUAUCGCUCAGGAACAGUGGAAGGCUUCUGAGGACACCAUCACUAUACCUAAAGCUGCUUUGCUGGAAAACCAUCAAGUUGACCUCGUCCGCAUUGUAUUCUUCGCAUUCGACCAUCUAGAAGAAAUACUGCCCCCUACAUUUGGAAAGUCCCCACAAUUUGCUGCAUACACUUCUGACCCGUCUUCUUCAGUCAGCAUCAACUCUGAAAAGGAGAAGAAAAACGUUACCCGGGUACUAAAUUCGAAAGUGAUAUCAGCCAGUUUGGGCAACGGACGUCACAUUCAGCUGUCACAAAUGGUCCGACUCACGAUGAAACACUUGAAGACUGAAAACGUUACGAAUCCUGCUUGCGUCUUCUGGGACUAUACUUUGCAUGGCUGGUCCCCAGAAGGCUGUGAAGUGGAAUGGUCGAACUUAACACAUACAGGAUGUGCUUGUUCGCAUCUAACCAACUUCGCCAUACUCAUGGACGUACAUGGUGUUUCGAUUGGAGCAAAACAUGUGAUGGCGUUACGUCUCUUGACGCUGAUUGGCUGCGCGAUAUCAGCUGUCGCGUUGUUGGCGGCCAUCGUCGUUUUCCAGUGUUUUAGGAACAUGAAGUCGGAUCGUGUACUAAUUCACAAGAACCUGUGUAUUUGUUUGUUGAUCGCUGAAGUGGUAUUCAUGUGCGGAAUAGAUCAAACGCAGGAUAGAAUACUCUGCGGUGUGAUCGCGGGCUUGCUACACUAUUUCUUCUUGGCUGCUUUUGCCUGGAUGUUCCUAGAAGGUUUCCACCUGUACGCGAUGCUAGUAGAAGUAUUCGAGCCAGAGCGAGCUCGUGCCCGAUGGUACUGCGUUGGCGGGUAUUUGGUACCCGCACUCGUUGUUUUGGCUUCGGCCGCCGCAUACCCACCGGGAUAUGGCACAUCCACACACUGCUGGUUGUCCACCGACAGAUACUUUAUUUUUAGCUUCGUUGGACCAGUCGCUUUGGUGCUUGUUGCAAACUGGAUAUGUCUCAGCAUGGUCAUUUACAUGAUGUGUCAUCAUUCAACAGUCUCAAUCAAAGCUAAAGAAAAUUCAAAAUUGUAUAAGAUAAGAGUAUGGCUGAAUAGUUCAGUUGUGCUAGCUUUUCUGCUGGGCUUGACCUGGACGUUUGGUCUACUAUACAUCAACGAGCAGACUGUGGGCGUGGCGUACGCGUUUACAAUACUCAAUUCGCUACAAGGACUUUUUAUAUUCAUCUUCCAUUGCUUGCAAAAUGAAAUCUUUCAAAAGGAGUGCGGUCGUCUCGUUCGACGCCACCCAUGGCUAUCUUGCUGCCUUCACUUUACUCAGCCUCUGGCCCAUACUGCUCCAACUGCCUCAUCAUCAAACCACGUCGAGACAAGGCAGGGUUCCGUUAAGAGCAGACGAUAUCAUCAGAGCACUGCCCCUGAUAGUGAAGACGUCGUAGAUCCUAGGGAUGUUACGAGUUACAACUUGCAACCGGAUUCAAGAUGGAAUAUACGUCCGACCGCGCCAAUAUACGUCCCGGGCGACGAUAUAAGAAACGCUCGAACUCCAACGCCUCAAAACAUUCCUCAUAGCUCGUCCCACUCUCAGAGUAUAGCGUCGAUGCAUAGCUACAGAAAUAAUAUCGAAGUCCCCAACGAUUACCAGAACCUUCGGUCGCGGUCGCCAUCUUGUUAUUCGAACAAGAUGGUGGCGUCCACUGGUGCGAACGACUGGGCUUUAAUGGCGAAUGCGGGAGGCAAUGUUUGGAAGAACACUUCUUCUAAACACCACCCGGGGAACUCUUCAACGUUACCUCAUCAUGACACGCUGUCUCGGCAACUUCAACAGAACCACAUUCACAGUCCCUAUGUCGAAUGUGACGUUCCGAUGCCCCCUGGAUCCCCCCGACACGUCAUCAAGGACGAAGAGUCCCCACUUCAUUACCCCCAAGGAUAUCAAACCACGCGUAGCUACAACCAUGAUUUUCGGAACCCCCACGUGUUUAUGUCCCAACACUCACCUGGCAGCCAAGAGAUGAUCUUCAGGAAGCACUACAAGGACGAGAAUCGACGCAAACAUCACCACCACCACGGCAGCCAAAACGUCAAUCACACCUAUUCGGAAAUAGCUUCUCAGCAAGGACGAAUAUACCGACGCGGUUCCGAAGAAUUCCGCGUCAUUCAGGACGAUCCAGUUUACGAGGAGAUCGAGCGUAACGAGACGAUGAUGUCCGAUAUGUCGGACGACAACUCUGUCCCCGACUGCAGACAGAACCCGGGACACCACGGAUCCUCCGGAUCCAAGUUUUUUGGGGACCAUCGGCCCCUCAUCUCCUACAGCCCCGGGGAGAGGCACCAUCACGACCAGGAACACUACAAGUAUGGCAAAUGGGACACCCUGGAGAGGGCCUACGAUCCGAGGCACGCGUACGAAAGCGGCAAGCUGAUGCACCAGUACCAUCAGCCCCAGGAGAACAUGAGGGCGCUGGCCGCGGUCCUGAACGGGGAGAACAACGUGGUGUGCCACUUGGAGCCGCCCCACUCUUACGACGCGUACCCCCAGAGCGGCAACCCCAGGACUGUAUCGCAGCCCAGUUUUUAAAUUUUUCCUAUGAAUCCUCGAAUCCUGUUUCUAUUUUUGAGUGUUAGUGACUCGGAGUGAAGUGUACAGAUAUAGCGAAUGAUUUUUCUAUGAGACGUAGUGUAGCAACGAGUGAUAGUACCCGUAGAUACUUGCCAUACCGCGGACUUUGUAUUUAUAGAUAUAGACGUAAACUAAAAUCACUUUUUCCACUGUGAUCCUAUUUAAGUGAAGGCUCAACUCUGUUGCGAACCACUUUUAUUUUAUACUUUGAGGUUUAUUAGAGACUUGUAAAUACCUAGACUAGACGUGACUCCGGUGUGACCUUACUACUUCUACUGUAUCGGUUCGAAUCAUGGCAUUUUAUAUAUAUCUGCAUUUCUUAUAGUAGGUAUGAAAAUCUGUGAUGUUCAUUUAUAUGCUUUAGAUUAGGUUUUACGGACGUUCCGUCACUGCCAUACGUUUAUGUUUUGUAUGUUCGUUCGUUUCGGCAGCUUUUUAUCGUUUCCAAAAAAUAAUCCAUCCGACCUACUUAGACUGACACCACUAAUGUUGUGCACUCUUAACUUAGAUUAGGAUUUAAACAUCUACGUAUUGUAGAAUUCUUUUAACGCCAUGGAUAACUGUUAAUUUUAAUAUAAUUAAGGAAUUGUUUUUAGGAGCGGAUACAAUAACCUAUGUAUGAAUUAAUUUCUUGUAUAUUUUGGAUCGUAAGCAAUAUAUUUAGACUGGAGUGUUGAGUGAAUGUUUGGCUGAUUCACUUUGAAACAAUAAUUUAUAAAUUUAGCCAACAUUGACUUUCUAAAAGGGGAAAUAUGAAAAAUAUCAAAGGAGGUUUAUAUUUUGUAUUUGGGUAUUACUAGUCUAUUUCUCCAGUAAUUGUACAGUGUCUUGUGUAUUUCUGUUAUUUUGUUUUGAUUGUAUUUUAAUAACGUUAUAUUAAUGUAGGACGAACAGAAUGUGUACAUAAUUUAAAGUUUAUAUAAUAAAGAGUGGCUGUUCUUUAAGGACGACCACGCAAUUGA
This is a messenger RNA of Pieris rapae (cabbage white), 5832 nucleotides long. RefSeq names its product latrophilin Cirl-like (gene Cirl). Gene Ontology annotation, biological process: cell surface receptor signaling pathway; adenylate cyclase-activating G protein-coupled receptor signaling pathway. Gene Ontology annotation, molecular function: G protein-coupled receptor activity; carbohydrate binding. NCBI's taxonomy places the organism in Eukaryota, Metazoa, Arthropoda, Insecta, Lepidoptera, Pieridae. The coding region runs from base 248 to 4828 and encodes 1526 amino acids. The record is from RefSeq and is a predicted model, not a curated record. Gene Ontology annotation, cellular component: membrane. The transcript has 24 exons.